AUGAAUGGCGUCCAGACGAGUUACCCCGUCCGCUGGCGUGGCUAUCCACCGUCGUGGGACAGUUGGGAGCAUCGUGCCCAGCUGAUUGCUGAUGUUCUGGGUCUCGUCGAACAGUAUGACGAGACCCACCCGCUGCGUUCGAAGAAGGGCCGUCGGAAAACGACCUCCUCGAACGCGAGUACAGGGAUUGCAAGGUGUCAAUCCCUUCGGUCUUGGAAGAGAUGCGCGCCCUCCAGUAGGGACCAGUAG
Messenger RNA from Peronospora matthiolae, 249 nucleotides. Lineage: Eukaryota; Oomycota; Peronosporomycetes; Peronosporales; Peronosporaceae. The record is from the annotation of a GenBank genome assembly.